Messenger RNA from Tarenaya hassleriana, 423 nucleotides. RefSeq names its product 3-isopropylmalate dehydrogenase 3, chloroplastic-like. Gene Ontology annotation, biological process: L-leucine biosynthetic process. Lineage: Eukaryota; Viridiplantae; Streptophyta; Magnoliopsida; Brassicales; Cleomaceae. Gene Ontology annotation, molecular function: 3-isopropylmalate dehydrogenase activity. The transcript has 4 exons. The coding region runs from base 1 to 423 and encodes 140 amino acids. The record is from RefSeq and is a predicted model, not a curated record.
AUGAACCAGUUUGAUACCAUCUUGACCGGCAUCAUGUUUGGUAAUAUUCUAUCUGAUCUCGCGGCUGUAAUUCCUGAAAGUAUAGGGUUGCUUCCAUCUACUUCAAUUGGCGAUUCGGGUCCUGGAAUUUUCGAACCUGUUCAUGGCUCUUCACCUAAACACUACGGGAAGGAUACAGCGAACCCUUUGGCGGCAGUGCUAUCGGCUGCAAUGCUUCUGAGGUAUGGUUUGAAAGAAGAGAAGGCGACGAAGAGAAUAGAAGAAGCGGUAGAGGAUGUUCUAAACCGAGAAUUCAGAACUCGUGAUGUUCACACUUCUAUAAGUAGGUUGGUAGGUUGCCAGCAGAUGGGAGAGGAGAUUCUCAAGUCUCUUGAUGCCAAUGUCUACGCUCCCCCCGUUGGAAGCGUGUUUCAUGUUCUAUAA